AAUGUGGUUAGUUGCUCGGUGCUGAGCGGUGCAUCUCCGGUGGUGUUCCGUAUCUACGCUCAUAAAUCUACCACUGCUCUUUCUUAACUAACACCGCUCUGUCCCGACGCUGUUCCUGGACUUCUUCUAGCGGGAGGCAGAGCGACAUAUCUCAACCUUUAAACUUUUGAUACUGCGGGACUUUAUUUUUUAAAAGAGACCACGAGCUGAAAGCCAUGAAACAAUUCACCCCAGGGUUUUUGCCAGCCUACAACAGCCUCACUGACAAACAUCUUGCAGAUUACUUCAGCAACAGUCGAAUCAGAAAACACCUGCUAAAAGCAGGACUGAUCACCAGGAGUGGGAGAAUUGUUCCGGAAAAGGAUUAUAAACAUAAACUGAUCCAGACAGCCAACCAGAACAAUGUCCGAGAGUGCUUGGCCCAAGCCAUUUUCCAAAAGGUGCUGGAGAGAGAGCACUACUACCAAAUCGAGAUCAAAAGGAAACAGGCGGAUUAUGAAAGGAAGCAACGAGUGCAAAGGUUUAAGGUGGAGCGCUGUAAAAAGUAUGAGGAAGAGAUGAUCCGCGCCCUGACUCCAUGCCCCCCCAUGACAUCCAAGUCCAUAUGGACACAGUUCUCAGUUCCACUGGGGAAACACUUUCAAUCCUCUGACUUCCCAAGCGUGCCUCGACCAAACACGGCUCCUGGAAAGAUGCAGAGGCCAGUGCGCCUAAAGCCCAUCCAGAGGAGAAGCUACACAGCUUUACCCAGACACAUCUCACCUUACAGAAAAAGUACGUCCUUUCUGGAGAGCCAGCCGUUCAACUGCCUUAGGAGCUUCAAGUCCCGCAGACGUUUUACCCCAAAAGACAACUACCCUGGUCUCGACCGCUUCUGUCUCCCAGUCACCAAGAACUUUAUAAUACCAGUGCCCCCAGAGACACCCCCAAAAGUCACCCCCAGCAGCACCAUCAGAAGCCGCAGACUGCGCCCCAGCACUUCUUCCAGUGGAGUUGAGGAACCCCCUUGGCUUAGGACCUCAGUUCACCAGAGUCGAGUGCGUGUGACCAUGGUGUACUUUGGCAAACUGGUUCAUCUCUCUGACCACCCAUCCAUUUUAAGGGAUGAAAUCAAAGUGCUACAGCAGCACUGUGGAGGAGAAAACUUGUGUGUGUACCAGGGAAAACUCUGCGAGGGAGAUGUUUUCCAGUUCCUUUCAAGGCGCCACAAAGGUUUUUCCUUUAGCUUGACCUUCUACCAGAACGGGUUGCUAGUGGAGCGGCUAAGCUCCUGCUGUGAAUAUAAACACAGUAAAGGCUCCCGAAUCGGAGGAAGGCAUGGACUCUUUGGCUUCUGUAGCAUGGAAGGGGCGUCUCCUUGUUACAAGUGCAUCUUAGCAAUGAGCAUGGACAGACAGCCCAUUCCUCCUCCAAAGAAAGUCAAAGAAGAACAAGUCAGAAAACAGUCAGCCGCUAGCCUUAAAGAUGAACCUGGGAAGGAAUCAAAUGCAAGUGAGGAGGAAGCUGCGUCAGACCAGGCGUUUGAGAGCAGUCAUACACCUGAAAUGGACACAACAGUCAGAAAACAGUCAGCCACUAGCCUUAAAGACGAAAAUGAAAUGGAGGCAGAGGCAACUGAGGAAGGAGCUGUUUCAAAACAGGAGCACACGAGCCAUCAAUCACCUGAAAUGGACACAACAGUCAUAGAACAGUCAGCAUCUGUGGAGAGCAACAUCAUAAAUGAUUAUGAAGAAGACUUUGAAGCAGAUAAUGAAAGUUCUAUGGAAGAAACAACAUUGCAAGAAAUGAAUGAUGGUGUGUUAGAGUUGAUAGAAAUUAAAACACUCCAUCUCUUUUUUUUUUUUUGCUCAGAAGAGAACAGGUCUCGUUCAGUCUCCGUCAUGUCAGGUAGAUGUACGGAGAAGACUGGUGUUGAAACCACAGAAACCUCAGAAGAUGAGGAGAAAGAAGAUAAUACUAAAGAGGACAACCAAGCAGAAGCUGCUGCUCCUGUAAGUAAAAAAGUCAAAUGGAUAAACGAGGAAACCUCUCCCGGCAUAGUCAAGUCCGCUUCGGUCAAUAACUCAGAGUUACUGGACGACGCCAUGGACAGCACAGGGAUUGAAAUUGCUGCCACCAGCGUCCUCCGGGGGAAUGAUAAUGAACUGAGCUCUGUCCCCUCAGAAGACAAAAAUGUAGAGGAUUCUGAAUAUGAGAUCACAACUGAGGAUGAGCUAGAGAGGGCCAAAUCUGUGCAGGAGAAGCUGGCAGAAGCCAUCCUGAAGGAGUCUCAGAGUAGCUCUGAGCCUGAAUUGAGCGACACUAGUACCGAGGAAGAGGAGGUAUCUGUGGAUAAAGCCCCUGACAAAGAAAACAAAGAACAUCUGAAGACUCUGGUAGAAGAGACGAGUUGUGAAGAAAAUGUUACCAAUGAAGUUGUAGAGGAACAAAAAGUGUUUACAGAAGCAGAAGAAGAGGAGGACAAGAUAUCGGACCAUGGUGACAACACUCAAGAAGAGAGAGUCGGUGAGGUUGGGGAGGAUGGAAAGCCCACAGAGGAUGAAGCCAGAACACAGAGGGAUAAAUCAGAGGAACCAGGUGAACCCCACCUCCCUGUAGACGGAGAGGUGGCACAAGAUGACAAGAUAGAGGAUCCCUUUGAAAGAAGUGAUGUUGAGGCUACCCAUAAUAAUGAAGAAAAAGUGGAAAAAGGUUCAGCGAAACCUGACAGUCAGCAUGAUGAGUCGGGGCAAAGGGCAAAAAGCAGAGAAGAGGAUGAGUCAUCAGUAUUAGAGCCAAGUGAGGAGGCCGAUGAGCCAGCAGUGCCAGAUAUUGCUGAGGCAGAGGCUACAAGCGAGACGAUGGAGACAAAAGCAGAAUCGUCAGAGGAACAAGAGGCCCUCAGCUGUGAAGAGGCACCUGAGACCGGCACAGACGAGAUGCAGGCAGACAGCGAGGAAGCUCAAGUCACAGUGGAGAAUUUAAGCAGAUCACCAGAGGAGUGUGGGGACUCCACAACUGAGAAAACAGUAGAGAUGCAUGUGGAAGCUGUGAAAACCCGAAGCAUUAAUGAUAAAAUUCAUGUAGAAACAAAACAGCAAUUGUCGAGAACUGAAGAGGGAGAGGACGACAGUCGAGAGGAAAACUGUGGGGUAAGAGACGAAUCUGUGGAAGAACAUGAAACAGCAGAGAGGCAAAACCUUACACAUUUAGAGGAGAUAACAGAAGCUGAAAAUAAAGCAGAAGAAAUUAAUGAUGAAAGCAAGGUUGAUGAAAGUAAUGAGCAAACUAAAAACCCACCAGAGGGGACCGAAUGUGAAGAAAUUCAAGAUGAGGAGAAUAAAGACAAAAUUAGAGAGACUGAGAAAGAUGGUAAUGAAGAAGAUGAGGGUAAAAUCAGCUGGGGCGAACCUGAAGCCACGACAGAUGAUAAAGGUCAAGCUAGCGAAAAAGGGAGUGAGACAAAGAAAGGUUUACGAGAAAAAGAUGAUGAAGCAGGAAUGUUGGAUAAUGGUGAGAAGGAAAAAGUUGAAGGGAAUAAAACCAAUGAAGAAUAUGAAGAUAUAACCAAGAACAGUGUAGCAGAGGAAAGAGAAACAUCUGAGAUCACAGAAGUACCUCAGAAAAGUCAAGAUACUGACUUGGAUACAGAAAAAAUGAAAACAAGUUCUGAAAUGAUUGCUGAGUCAGAGAAAGUCAGUGAAAGUAAAGCAGCAGAAGGGACUGAAAUGCAUCAGCCAACUCUAGCUGUUGCAGAAUCUGAGACUGGUGAAAGAGAAGCAGAGAAGGAAAGUGAAAGAGGAGAAAUAGACGCUAAAAAUGGGGAGAGUUCUUUCGCGACUGAGCGUGAACCUCAAGAGGAUGAGGAAAAUGCUGUAACAUCUGACGAGAAAAGACAAACGGAUGAGCCAGAUGAAGAAAUUGAGAGCACAGAAGUAAAAGAGGUAGUUAUGGAGUCUGGAGACAAUGCCGAAAAACAAGACAGCUUGACUGAUCAGACCCCAGAGACUGGUGUACCGGAAAGCGAUGCCAAAGAAACGGAUGGCAGCAUGGUGAAGCAUGAUGAAGCUGCUAGCAGGGUCUCAGAGCCAGAGACAUUUGGAGCAGAAAUACAAGAAGAGAGAAAUGCCAAUGAGGACGUAGAUGAAGUUGAAAAUGAGAACAAGGUGUGCAAUUUGAUCCUAAACAACGCUGAGAGCGAUAUCGGUGAGGUGUCUCCUUUAGGCGAAAUCUCUUCUGCUGCUGAUGUGGAGGAAACAGCUAAGCAAAAAGAUGAAGGAACAUCUAGGUCUAUAACUGACAAAGCACUAGAAACCGGAGAGAAUGGAGAGGACACAGAGGAGGCAAGCAAGGCAUCAGAGGAAGGAGCAAGUGUGCUGCGCAAACCUCUAGCUCCAAACACAGAGGGAGAAGAUGUUGUCAGUGAAGGAACCCCAGAGGCUUUAUCAAGAGAUGACAAUACGGAUAUGGUCACAAACUGGAUACAAAUGCACCAAACAUCAAAGUUUUUCGAGACAUUUGUUGAGCCUUUAGAAGAUCUGAGGAAUGAGGUCCCAGAUGCACAGGUAUCCAACCCAAAUGGUGAAGAAAAAGAAUCUGCCGAGCUACUAAGACCAGAGAGCCCAACAAAGAUGGGAAGGAUCUCAGAGGAUGGAGACAUAGAGGACUCAAGAAAAGAAACUCAAGCUAAAGCUAUUGAAGGUGGACUACAAGGCAGUGAGGAGGCCGGUAAGAAAAGCCCUGAAACAAGUAAAGAGCCUGACCAACAUGACAGUAGGGGAUCACAAGGAGAUGACCAAGUAAGUCAAGAGGGAAACAUACCUUUUACAACUGAAGUGGAAACUUUCUCAAGUUCUCUCAAAGCCAAAAGCGAUUUUGAGAAUCAAAGUGGUGGAAAUGCAAACAGUGGUCCAGGCUUGAUUGUCAUACAAACAGCCACAGAUCCUUCAUUCAAACCAGAACAAUCAAACUCUCUGAACGGACAGGGCGACACAGACAACACAUUGAACAACAUCAGCAGAGACGGGCAUCAAAUAACGAAGCUCACAACAUCUCACUCAGCUGAUGGAAGCAGGCAAGAGUCCUGCGAUGAAGAUGUCCAAACUAAAAUGUUAGAGCGACGCUUCAGUGGAGAGACAAGAGACACGCAAAUCAUCGAAGACAUCAAACACACCCUGAGCAAAGAGCGCCUGAGCACUUUCUCAUUGUUUGGACACACUUCUUAUCGACUGACCACUUCAGGGUCUGAAGGUGGACAGUAACGAUAAUGUGAUAUUUUAAUCGCUAAUUUGAGAAAAUCUUGUUUAACUUAAGAUCCAUCGAUAAUCAAUUGCAGCAAUCAAGAGCAAAUACGACACAGGUUUGGGUUUGACAGAAUUCCUCAAGUGUCUCUUACUGCCUGUAUGUUUUUUGGAAUAAGUACUUAGACAUCCGUCGCACCUGAAUAACCAGAAAGAACAAGCUGUACCUUGUGUUUUGACUGCUGGUCGCAAUGUUUACAGUAGACCCACCUCUUCUUCUGUUAGUCACAAUGUGGCGGUAUCAAGUACAGCCGCUAUCAUCUAUUACCUGUAAACGGAUCCACCUCGACUCCUGCUUACGGAUGAUUGAAUAAUUCAUAGCUGUCAGACUCCCGCAUCUUUAGCCGACCUCUGAUGCACUUUACAUUUCCAACCAAGUGGCUAUGAGCAGGCCAGCUUUCAUCAGGGGUCUGUAAUUCAAACUGGUAAUGGCCAUUUCAAUCAACAGUCUGACAUGAUUACCUAGUGACAUUAUCAGCAACAGGAGACCGAUAAUGAUGAUUAGCUUGGUGGUGAUGAAGUGAAAUGUCAAAAAGAUCCUUGCUGCUAAUACCUAACUGUAUUUUUUUUAGAUAGUUAAUAUUUUUAUUGUCUCAUGUUUAAGUGUAGGUGUGUGCAGCUUCAGCAUUUUUUGUGAUAUCUAUCCCUGAUGUACAGCUUGUGUGAAUAGGCCAACAUGAAAAUAAAUGUAAUGAGAAUUGAAA
Xiphophorus couchianus (Monterrey platyfish) is the source of this 5983-nucleotide messenger RNA. RefSeq names its product glutamate-rich 3 (gene erich3). Lineage: Eukaryota; Metazoa; Chordata; Actinopteri; Cyprinodontiformes; Poeciliidae. The record is from RefSeq and is a predicted model, not a curated record.